Ostertagia ostertagi is the source of this 219-nucleotide messenger RNA. NCBI's taxonomy places the organism in Eukaryota, Metazoa, Nematoda, Chromadorea, Rhabditida, Trichostrongylidae. The record is from the annotation of a GenBank genome assembly.
AUGGAUCUCCAAAAGCACAUGCUGUGUCUCUUCAUCGCACUAUUCUAUUUUCUUCCUGAACUAAGCUUUGGGCGCGAGUCAGGAUUUGAUAAAGCUCGAUCUCUUCACAAGAGGGAUGCAGAAGAUAAAUACUAUGAUCCAUCGACCCGAAUGGGUUGUCCACCUGUACGUUUACUAUGCCAGUAUACUGUUAAGUUCCUAGCCAAGGAAGCAAAAUAA